Molecule: messenger RNA, 6723 nt
Organism: Anolis carolinensis (green anole)
Lineage: Eukaryota; Metazoa; Chordata; Lepidosauria; Squamata; Anolidae
Gene: ankrd31
Product: ankyrin repeat domain 31
Exons: 20
Coding region: 80-3337 (1085 amino acids)
Molecular function (GO): protein binding
Source: RefSeq, a predicted model, not a curated record
UGGGAAUUGUAGUCCUCGUGGGGCCACGAACGCCUCAAGGAUAAAAGAAGCGGGAAGCGCUGCCUCAGAGUUGGCAGCCAUGGCCGACGGCGGCGACGCCUCCGAUAGCGACGAGACCAUCAUCGAGGGCUCCGUGCUGGAGAGCGACCUGGACGAAGAGGAACUCCGCGGGAAAAGGUUAUUUUUAAUUGGUAAGGAUAUAGCACUGGCAGCAGAAAACGACAUUACUAAAGGAGUCAGGAACAUAAAUGAAGGAGAGUUAUCUCCAGAGAUCCAGUUCAUCUUUAAACCUGGUGAUAAUCUACCAAUUCUAAAGGAAAAAGAUCCAGUUAAUCUUCUAUCCCCAGAGAGUGAUGAAAAGGAAGAUUCACCAUCUCUGCUCCAAUCUGGGAUAAACUGUCCAGUCUUUGCUGCAGGUAUUAGACAAGCAGAUUGUCCACAGGUUGCUACUCCAGAUGGAGAAUACCAGAAUUCAUUGGGUUUAGGUUUGGAAGUGGGUGCACUUGUAGAGCUAUCAGACAGAAAUAGAUUAAAUAAUGAGAACUCUCCAGAAAGAAGUCUUCUUUCAGUCAUGGAUAUAGUAGAGGACUCAAUAACAAAAUGUACAGAGCCAAAGAAGGUCUUUCAGAGUUCUGAGAUUACUAGUGAAGGAAAAGAUAUGACAGACAAAGGACCAUCACUGACAUGUGGUAUAACUGCAAAUAUAAUAGUUGCCAAAAACUUUGAAAAAAUUUUAAUGGAACCACUCACUGAUUCUGAGACUCAACAAAUGGUUGAACUGUUGGGAUAUCAGGAUGAUGCUCUGUCUAUGGAUCCAUCUGGAAAUGAGGAAAGCAGUGACCUACCAGCAGAGCUUUUCCGAGCACUGAACUGCUUAUCAGAAUCGGUAGCACAAUAUGCCAUUUUCCACCCACUAGAAAAGGAUACUACUAUAGAAAAAUAUCUAGAUCAAACAGAUGAUGACUGCACACAAAUAACAGAAACAAAUUUGAAAUACCAGUUGAAUUCUCAACACUUUGAAGAAACAGAAGCUGAAAUGGUGACCAAGAUGGUAUGUACUUCAAAAGAACAAAAUAUCAAUUCCCAUGACAGACCAGCUGAAAAAGAAAAUUCUACCUCAAAGGAUACCAGUUCAUGUGAACAACCUGACCAAGUAUCUUCAUUCAGGAACUCAAAUACUAAAGAUAAGACACAGAAAUGUUCACAGCUGGGAAAUGGUUCAUUGCUCCAUUCGCCUUCAAAUAGUAAUUUCAAAGUUAAGCCAGUAAGAAAAAGCCAGAGGAUUGCCAAGAAACAAAGGCAAUAUAAUUACAUUUCGCUGUUAGCCAGAAAAAACACUUCUGGUCAGACUAUAUUGCAUAGGGCUGCUAUGGAAGAUGACUUAGAUUGUAUCCUUACAAUGAUACACAACGGUGCAGAUGUGGAUGUUCAGGAUGAUGCAGGUUGGACUGCACUACAUAAAACCAGUGUCGCUGGUUUUUUUGAAGCAACAAAUGAACUUUUAAAAGCAGGAGCUGAAGUUAACUGUAAAGGAAAAGAUCAAGUAACACCAUUGCAUGAAGCAGUUAAAGGAGGCCACUACAAGGUGGCAGAAUUGCUGCUUUGGUAUGGAGCUGAUCCACUGACUAAGAAUGAGAAAGGGAAGAGUGCUUUAGAAGAAUCCACUGACAGGCAUAUGACGAAACUACUUGAACGCUAUAGCGCUAAAUUUAGAAAAAACUCAGCAGCAGGAGAGAGAGAGUUACACUCUUCCAGAUCUAAGAAAACACGUUGCUGUGAUGGCUAUGAAAAUGAUAAUCUCGUUUUACAACCCACAUCAGCUAGUCUAAAAUGUGGUAAGAAUGAAUCUAUCAAUAAAGUACUGCAGGAAGUAAAUGAGAACCAGGAAAGACUUUUGCUCUUUGAAUUGAAAAACCAAAAAGAUGCAGAUCUUUAUAUUCAACACCUGACUCAGAUACAAAACACCCUGAAUGAUAUUCUGGCCAAACAGAAAUCAGAAAGAGAUAAACUUGUUAACAAAUACAGAGCUUCUGCGGAAUCUUUUAAACAAGGUGCUCUGAGGGAACAACUAAUAAAGCUUGUAUCCAGACAAAAGAGACUUUUACUUAUGGCUCAGAAGCAAAAAGAACUAGGCGGGAAAAUACAGAAUUAUAAGACUUCCAGAAAAGAGUUUUCAAGUUCAAGCAAAAAUGUACUUGGUUAUUGUGAAAGCAGCAACACGAAGCAUGACACAUGUCAUAAAACAGUGCCAUGUCUUGAUGUAGUUAAAAUUAGUAGUGUAAUGGAACAUAAUUAUUCAAGCAGAUCCCCAAAUUUUCCAGUAGGAAAUGGACAAGUAAUUGGCCAAAAAGAAGUUGAUCAGCAAAAUUUGGCGGGUGAAUAUUCAAAGUCUUUUCAUGCAGUGGACCAGGCAAUCUUACCUUCAGCCUCUUGUAUUCAACAUCUAAUAGAAACUGAUAGUUUAUCAGUGACACCACAAAGAAACAAACCUCUGACUGUAACAUCAAGAAUAUAUAUAUCAAAUGACUCAGAAACUGGAAGUAGUGGAAUAAUUAAUAGCAAUCAACCAGUCACUGAAAGUCAGCAAGUUUUUACGAAUGAGCUUUUGCAGCCACAUUCAGAUAUAAAUGAUUCUUUCCAAAUGCAACCAGAACCCAUGUACUGUUAUCUUAGUACUCCGAAAAACACAAUUCCAAAGAAUAGGAUUUCAUUUACUGCUAAUUUAGAACCUGCAGAAAUAUUUUCAAAAAGCAUGAUCACUCAGACUGCCUCAGAUUCUGCUAGUCAAUUAAGCUUCAGAAGAAGUAAAAGUAAAACACAUCCGUUAGCAAACCUGUUUCAAAGGGGAAAAAUUAAGCCAGGAGAGGAUGUUCUAGAGUUCAUGCUGGAGGAUUCUAAGCAUAAAGCUAGCCUUUUGGAAAAGGGCAAAGUCAAAGGUGGCAACAACUCAAUUUACCAGAAUCCGCGUCAGUGGGUUAAAGCACUAUUAGGAAAUGACAUUGCUGUUACCUGGAAAUAUGUCAGCAAUAAGGUUAAAUACUGUGGAAAUCUGUUAUCUGAUAUUAUGGCUGAAGUUCAUGUUCCUCGGGGUCCAGAAUUACUGUUGAAGCAGAAAAGUCUACCUGUAGAACAGGAUCACAAUCAAGAUACUGAAGACAAUUCCUUUAGUCAUAACAAUGGUUUCCUCCAGGACAUGGAAAAUACACAGCAAGAAAUUGCAUCUUUUUCUCAAGAAGGAGAAAUCCCACAAUCCUGUGAAAUAGAAUCUGAGGAAAUACCUUCAUCAAUGUUCAAAAAAACUUUCCUUUUAAGUUUGUCCCCCAGUAACUAUCUUUAAAACUGAAGUGGUGACCUUGCCAUGCCUGUAAGUUUUGCAUUUCUACGACUCUUCCUUCACACAGACAAGUCUGCCUAUAAAGAUCUGUUCCUGGGCACUUCACUCCAUCCAUCCGAAGCAGUAGACUUCAUCCACAAAAGUUUAUGCUGCCAACUUUUCCCUUUCAGUUAGUCUCUAAGGUGCUAUAUGAUUCCUUUGCAUAUUGCUAUUCCAGAACAACUCAGCUAUGUCUCUGAAAUCUGCCGCCAUGAAAACAUGCACAUUAACGUAUCAUUCUUCCUCUUGACUUGUUAUUCAAUAAGUAAAAAUAAUUUUUCCAUGAAGAGUCAUUCAAUCUGAUGAGCCCCCAAUUAUACUCUGCUUUGAUGUAAGUUUAAUUUACAUCUUCUAGGCAUCACGUGAUAGCUGGAGUAGGGCCAUCUUAUCAGACUCCUUGUUCAGCAUAAGAAAUCAAGAGCUUGAUUCUCUCAAAGAGAAAGCUGUCUAGCUGAUAUCUGAAGAACUUCAGAGAUUUAGUAUACCAUUUUAGCAGGGAUCUACACUCUUGUAAGCAUUUUAAUAUAGCUCUGUCUUCUGAGACUCAAAGAAGAAAUGUUUAAACUCUGUGAUACUGACAAUUCUUUAGUUAUUGUUGUAGCCCAGCAGCCGUCACAGCAGUCAGGGCUGAUGGGUUCUCCGAUGACUUAGACUGAGAUGGGAUUGUGGGCUUUCCUGGGAUUCAUUCUCAUGCAGGCCCUGGGAUUCAUUCUCAUGUAGAGCCAGAAAAUGAAACUGUUUUAGACAGAGAGACAGGCACAGAUGGGCCUGAGAAUGUAAUUAUCUUUAAACCUCAAUGCCAACCAUAAGAGUUGGAAUCAUUCUCUCCAGAUAAGGAAUCUAGAAGACAAAUUGAAGUGAAAUUCUCACCUGAUGACAUUGACCUAAGCCAGGAGGCUCGCCUGCAAAUUUGCACAGAUAUUCAGCUUCGCAGGUCAACACAGCUUCCUGGGAAGCAAAAAUUCCAGGGUAGAUGUAAUGCUUUCAUGUCUGUUUAUUAGAAGCUAACAGGCACUCUGCUCUUCAGUUCAGACAACUUGGCCUUCAAGUUACAGCCAGACUUGGGUUCUCUAGUUCUUUUCUUGGUUUUGGGAUUCAAGUAUUCUGGGAGUUUUCCAUGUUCAUGUUGUGUAUCCUUGUUCAGGUUUUGCUUAUGGACUCAAGCUGCUUUUGGAUUUUGGGAUUAUUCUUGAUGUCUUGCUUUUGGAUUUACAAGAGUCAUUUGAUUGCUUACUUUUUGGAUUCCACACCUUAUUCCCUUAUCCUUGCUUUUUACUAUAUAUAUCUUUUGUGUGUUUUUACAAUGAACCAUUUGUCUUUACUCUGGACUCUUGUGUGAUGCUCUGGUCUUAGGUGGCUUCAGGUCUGGGGUGCAACAGUUAUAUGAAGACCGUUAUCACAACCAUCUAUUUUCAGUCUUUGGGAUGGUCACAGUUACCCACCAGUGAUCAUCCCAGGUAAUGCAGGACCACAUCAGAUUAUCAUUUUCUUGUAACUCCACCUUCUUCCAAUUUAAUAAGCACUCAUUAACAAACACUCAUUACAGGUUUCCAACUAGUUAUGGCUAAUAUUAUUAUUUAUUUCAGGAGUGGGCAUCUGCCAGGGAUCAGGGAGGCUUGUAGUGACCCCUCAUGGGACUACUUUGGAAGGCUACACUCUCUCAGUAUUCCCACCAUUCAAAAUUGUGGCUUUUUUUAAAAGCAUCUUUGGUCCAAUAUGCCCUGUAUUGCCCCCAGGAUUUAUGUGGGAUCUUUUAUCAUAUUUUGGGGGCACUUUGGGCAGUGUUAAGCUCAAGAGAGGCAUAUAUUUUUCAAAUACAAAAAAAGUAAGAAAAAUAGUGAAAAUACCUUGUGUGUGUUGGUGUUGUGUUCCAUCAACAAAAAUAUAGCCCUGAGAGGAUGCAUUGAGAUCCACAGGUUACAGAUUCUUCAUGUCUUUUUUGCCGCCAUUAUAUUAGUUGUCUGUACAAGAGUGCAUUUAACCACUUUGUAGCUGCAAAUCUGCUUGGUGUUACCAGAUAUACUGCAGGCCUGAGGCUCUCUCCUCAUUCCUUGCAAUGUGGAAUCCUUUUACAAUUGCACAUCUUAUUUUUAAAAUCAAAACUGCUGAUCUUUCAACUUUUUACACAAUAUAUUCUAUCAAUGUACUGUAAAAUGAAGUGAUGAUAUGUCAUUUCAUGCCAUUAACCUAUUAAUUCCAUCUCACUUGGGCGAAACACUUGAAAAAUAUGCCAGAUUCCUAGGAGCCAGCACCAUAAUAUUUAAUGAUUUAAUUGAUAGUUAUAUGUUAUUGUUGCUCUAUGUUAGAUUUUAUAUGUAUGUGAGGCAUUAAAUUUUGCCAUAAAUAUGUUGUAAAUCGCUCUGAUUCUCCCCCUAGUAUGAGAAAAGCAGUAUACAAAUGAAGUAAAUAAUAAAUGAAUAAUAUAAUACAGAAAUAUAAGGAUUAUGACAUUUAAAUAUAAAUAUUAAAAUAGCCAAAGCAAGAGAUUUGAUUUUUUAAAAAUCUGAGACCUCAUAUAUCCAUGAAAGAGGGAAAUGGGCCUGUGAUAACAAAUUAAGGUACUCAAAGGUAAGUUGUUUUGUUCCAUACAUUUUAAUGAUGCGUGAGUAUUACAGAUGACAUUAAAACAAUAAUUACAGCUUUCAGUUUCCUAUGGUUUAUAACCUUAUUAACCUUCUAUUUCUGCAAAGUACGUGCUCUCUAUUUUCUCUAUUUACUACUGAAGGGCCUUUGUUUUCAAAUCAUUCUUGUUUUUUAUAUUACAUUCUUUUAUAAUUAAGUCUAGUCUAGACUGUUUUAAAAUAAUUUAACAAAGUUCUAAGCUUGCUUUUUUGCAUUCAUCUAAUAUGCUGUUUGAUAUAAUAAAAUCUGUGCUUGAGGUAUAUAUUAUGAGAAUGCACAGACAUACUAGAUAAUAAGGAAUGACAGCCAAAGCCAAAAUAGAACAUUCAACUAUGUGAACAUAUGGCUGCAAACAGCAUCCUCUUAGUGAACAUCUACUUUACCUCUGCAAUGAAUCUUUCAAAAUAAAGCUGAUUGCUUUUUAAAUAACAAAUACUUGUGGUGUGCAUUUGCUGAUGUAGUGUUAAAUGGGUUUGACACUGAAAGGUUUAAUCAGGAAUUAGGUCUUAAAAUAGGGAGAGCAUCUGGACAUUGACAUGUGAAAUAUAGUUUUUGUGAGGCAUUAUUUUAAAAUAUGACAUCUGUUUGAGAUGAGUUUUCCAACUUGUAUGAACAUCUUCCCUAAGGAUAUCUUUCCAUCUUGCUCUUGGUAGACAAAGGCACUCAAAUGCAGCAACCCAGACUAGCAUCCAACUGUUUCUAUUGGCACAAUCGGGGGGGGGGGGGGG